GUCUUUGUGUUUGAAAAAAAUUCUUUUUCUCUUGACAAGCUUAACUUGAUUGUUGUUCUUUUGUUUAAUUUUUUUAAUCAUUUUUGGUCAUUUUCUGAUCAUCUUACCUUUUUGUUGAAGAGGGAAUAGUCAAGAUAAAUAUUAGAGUGAAAUGUCUCAAGAAAUUAAACCGAUUAUGGUUCCGUGGGUAGAAAAGUAUAGACCUAAAAAGGUUGAUGAUGUUGUUUACCAGGAAGAAGCUGUUAAUGUACUUAAACAGUGUUUAAAGGGCGAUGAUUUCCCAAAUUUAUUGUUCUAUGGUCCUCCAGGUACUGGUAAAACAUCAACAAUUUUAGCUUUGGCAAGAGAAAUGUUUCAAGAUACAUUCUCAUCAAGAGUAUUAGAAUUGAAUGCUUCCGAUGAACGAGGUAUUGCUGUUAUAAGAGAAAAGGUUAAAAGGUUCGCUCAACAGACUGUCAGUCGCAGUGAAUCAGGCACCAAAUGUCCUCCAUUCAAGAUCAUUGUUCUGGAUGAGGCUGAUUCAAUGACUCAAUCAGCUCAGGCUUGUUUAAGAAGAAUUAUGGAAAAAGAAACCAAGUCAACUCGUUUUUGUAUUAUCUGUAAUUACAUUAGUAGAAUUAUUGAUCCAAUCGUCUCAAGAUGCUCCAAAUUUCGCUUCAAACCCCUUCAACAAGACCUGGUGAUGGAAAAAUUGGCUUCUAUUUGUACCAAUGAAGGAGUUACCAUUCAAAACGAUAGUGUCUUGGAGGAAUUAAUCAAAGUUUCCGGAGGAGAUCUGAGGAAAGCGAUCACUUUUCUACAAACAUCUUUUCGGUUGAAAGGAGAGGAAAUGAUGACCAUAGACGAUGUUCGAGAGGUUACAGGCUAUAUUCCUCAAGAUUGGGUCCAACAUUUUGUCGAUGCCUGUAAAAAGCAAUCAUAUGAGCAAGUUGAAGAUGUUCUUAAUGGUUUGGUCGCUGAAGGCUUUUCUGGAGCCCAAUUACUAAAUCAACUUCACGAUUGGUUCCUUAGUGAAGAAAGUCCUUUGACUGAUGAACAAACAGCUGAACUAAUUGAAGCUCUAGCAUUAGCUGAUUACAGGCUUCUUGAAGGAGCCGAUGAGUUUUUACAAACAUUCAAUGUGGCCUCAGUUUUUAUUCAACUUCUUUCCAAAAAAUAAAAUUCUCAUAUAUAUUUGAUUA
Panonychus citri (citrus red mite) is the source of this 1181-nucleotide messenger RNA. Its product is annotated as replication factor C subunit 4-like. The transcript has 2 exons. The record is from RefSeq and is a predicted model, not a curated record. The coding region runs from base 152 to 1159 and encodes 335 amino acids. Gene Ontology annotation, biological process: DNA repair; DNA-templated DNA replication. Gene Ontology annotation, molecular function: DNA binding; ATP hydrolysis activity; ATP binding. Lineage: Eukaryota; Metazoa; Arthropoda; Arachnida; Trombidiformes; Tetranychidae. Gene Ontology annotation, cellular component: nucleus; DNA replication factor C complex.